AUGGAUGAUUCAGAUGAAGAAUAUACCGCACCAUCAACAAAUAAUAAUAGUGUAUCUGUUCUGAAUUCACCAAAGGUAGAUAACGAUGAUAUCUUGGAGGAAGAAGGUGUAUCAAAGAGAACUAGAUCCAGUGGGAAUUCUAAAGCAGGUGGAAGCGUUAGUGAUCUAAAACAUAACAAUGGCUAUGCAUGGGAAGAUCAGUAUCAAAGGUCUUGGGAUAUUGUCAAAGAUGACGAGGAUGGUACAAGAUCACUAGAAUCUAUCAUUCAAACAAUGAUUGAAAAUAGGAAGAAAAAGAUUAUGAAAAACUCUUCAACACCAUUUCAGAGAGGUAUCAUAAGGACUCUAAUAGUCAUCAUUGAUGGCUCCCUGUCGAUGUUGGCUAAAGAUUUGAGACCUUCUAGAUUUUCAAUGAUGCUUUCUUUGUUACAAGACUUUGUUGUCGAGUUCUUUGACCAGAAUCCCAUUUCGCAGAUGGGAAUAGUCAUGAUGAGAAACGGAGUAUCGACAUUAAUAAGCGAGGUCAGUGGGCUGCCUCAGCACCAUAUAGAAAAGAUAAGACAAUUGAAAGCAAGGCAGCACAAUAGGUUUGAACCUAAGGGUGACCCUUCUUUACAGAAUGCAUUAGAGAUUGCAAGAUCCUUAUUAAGUUACAACUUCGGAUCGAAUACAAACAAUACCAAAAAUUCUAAGGAAAUAUUGAUUAUAUUCGGUGCUUUGUUUACCAGUGAUCCCGGAGAUAUCCAUAAGACAAUUGACAACCUCGUAAAAGAUGAAAUUAAGGUAAAGGUCAUAGGCUUAUCAGCUCAAGUUGCGAUAUGCCAGGAAUUAGUGAGCAAAACAAACCACACUAACAACAUCGCAUCCACGAAUUUCUAUGGGGUUAUUUUGAAUGAGUCUCACUUUAGAGAACUUUUAAUGGAUAGUGUUGUUCCUCUACCAAUAUCUGAAAAAGACAAUUUAGAAAUAGAAAAGAGGGAGGGUGUCACUUUGCUUAAAAUGGGCUUUCCCUCAAAGAUCCAGCCAUAUUCGUCAUUAUCGACAUCGUCAUCUUUCAGCUCCAAUUUUCCUCAACUUUGUGCUUGUCAUCCCACUUCGGGCUCAGAGGACUCUAAGAAUGUUGUGGAAUUUGCAAAUAACGAGAAUCCGGAAGAGACGAAUGUCUUCGGAUACCAGUGCCCUCAGUGUAAAAAUAAAAUAUGUCAUCUUCCAACAAUUUGCCCUAUUUGUGGGCUCAUGCUAAUUUUGUCUACUCAUUUGGCCAGAUCAUAUCAUCACUUAGUUCCUUUAAAAGAGUACCAAGAAGUUCCAGUGAGUGAAUCAUAUAAGAGUAGCCUCUGCUUUGGGUGCUUACUAAAAUUUCCAGAGGGAUAUAAAGGCAAAAAGAAAGAGACAUUAGAGGGCUAUACAAGCUCAAGAUAUAGUUGCCCCAAGUGUAAAAAUGAUUUCUGCAUUGAUUGUGAUGUCUUUGUCCAUGAGGUCUUACAUAAUUGCCCAGGUUGUGAAAGUAACUUGAAUCCUUAA
Molecule: messenger RNA, 1524 nt
Organism: Priceomyces carsonii
Lineage: Eukaryota; Fungi; Ascomycota; Pichiomycetes; Serinales; Debaryomycetaceae
Product: TFIIH/NER complex subunit
Exons: 1
Coding region: 1-1524 (507 amino acids)
Biological process (GO): DNA-templated transcription; regulation of transcription by RNA polymerase II; nucleotide-excision repair
Cellular component (GO): transcription factor TFIIH core complex; transcription factor TFIIH holo complex
Molecular function (GO): zinc ion binding
Source: RefSeq, a predicted model, not a curated record